This is a messenger RNA of Salvelinus fontinalis (brook trout), 479 nucleotides long. RefSeq names its product myelin-oligodendrocyte glycoprotein-like. The transcript has 3 exons. The record is from RefSeq and is a predicted model, not a curated record. The annotation marks the transcript as partial. Lineage: Eukaryota; Metazoa; Chordata; Actinopteri; Salmoniformes; Salmonidae.
UUUUCCUAUUACAAACAGCUUUUAGCAACGUGAAAAUGAAGACGUCAGCGGCUUGGUGUUUCGGGGGGAUUAUUCUGUGCAUCGGGGUUUCGCUGAGAGCAACAGGGUCGUCUCAGAUCCAACUUGUCGGUUCAGCUGACCCAGUCGUUGCCUUGGCUGGUGACAAUGUCAUACUACCAUGUUACCUGAAACCCAACGCCAGUGCUGUGGACAUGAUGGUGGAGUGGACAAGAUCUGACCUGAAAACUCAAAGGGUCCAUCUUUACCGUGAUGGUCGAGACUCCAACGGUGACCAGCUUCCUUCCUACAGGGGAAGGACAUCACUGUUUAUAGAAGAACUGAAGAACAGCAAUGUCUCCUUAAAACUGACCGGCGUUACCCUCUCUGAUGCUGGGGAAUACAAAUGCUUCAUUCCAACACUGAAGAAGGAAACAAGCAUUCUACUCAUAGUUGGUGCUGUAUCUCAGCCAGUGAUCUCU